CAUCCGCGGGCGUCUAUCGCGCCUAAUGUCACACAGCAUCCAUGAUUGCGAUGCUCGGGAGAAAGACCAGGCCCUCACUCAGCACUCUCUAUCCCUCAUACCCUUCUAAUUCUAACCUAGCACAUUUCCGAAUCCUAUCUCAACAUUUCUCGGUGUCUUCCCGCGCCUGUCGACCAUCACGUGUUUCUUACCCGUUGGCGAGCCAGCUCAUUACAAAAUGAUGUCCGGCGAGAAGCGACCUGCUCAAGAGGCCUUCGGGUCAUCCAACCAGCUAGUCGUCAAGCGAAAGAAGUCCGAUGCUGGUAUCGAUAACAGUGCAGCUGUGGUCAAGGGCUCUUCGCAAAAUGGGGCUCUCGUGCAAGCAGUUCCCCGCACCAGCGGGCUCCGGGCCCCAAUCAUGGAAUUGACAGGUCAUUCCGGCGAGGUUUUCUCUGUACGAUUUGAUCCAACGGGUCAGCACAUUGCUUCAGGAUCGAUGGACAGAUCAAUCUUGCUCUGGAAUACUUACGGAGAAUGUGAGAAUUAUGGCGCAUUGUCGGGUCAUCGGGGUGCUAUUCGUGAUCUUCAAUGGUCUCGAGACUCCAAGACGAUAUUCUCCGCAUCGACAGACAUGACGCUUGCCAGCUGGGACCUAGAAACAGGUCAAAGGAUCCGACGACACGUGGGCCAUGAAGAUUAUAUCAAUUGUCUUGAUAUCAGCAAAAGAGGCCAGGAGUUACUCGUUAGCGCUAGCAAUGAUGGCAGCAUAGGCAUCUGGGAUCCUCGGCAGAAAGACGCUAUCGAUUGUCUGGAAACCGAACUUCCUAUCACUGCGGUGGCCCUCUCCGAGGCUGGAAAUGAGAUAUUCAGUGGUGGUAUCGACAACGCCAUUCAUGCGUGGGAUCUUCGAAAGAAAGGUAUUGUAUAUUCAUUAACAGGACACACGCAUACCAUCACCUCGCUCGAACUAUCCCCAGACUCGCAAUCGCUUCUCUCCAACUCUUUCGACUCUACUGUACGGACGUGGGACGUUCGGCCUUUCGCACCAACCAAUCGACACAUUCGAACUUUCGAUGGCGCCCCAGUUGGUCUGGAAGAGAAUUUAAUUCGGGCCAGUUGGGACGCAACGGGUGAGAAGAUUGCUACCGGAAGCGGUGACCGAAGUGUUGUCGUGUGGAACUCUAAGAGCGGAAAGCUCCUAUACAAAUUACCAGGACAUAAGGGAACCGUUAAUGAUGUUCGUUUUUCACCGAACAACAAGCCCAUCAUUGUGUCCGGGUCAUCGGAUCGCACUCUUCUGCUCGGCGAACUAGGCAAGUGAACUUGUCUUCGGGGUUAUGUCAGACGUCUAGCGAUGUAAUCAACGUCACGGUACCGCAUAAGAAGCAACUGGAAUAUACCACGCUCAUCAUUUCAAGCUGAACGCUCCGAGGGUUCGUGUGGCUCUGGAUCAUGAUGGUCACAGCAGCACGUCCAAGCGAGGUCUGGGACAUCCUAGGUAGGAGAGUUACUUGAAUAAACAAGAACGAGGUUUGAAGUGCGCAUGACAGCAAAAGGCUACCAUUAGAUCUCCAUUGGGUCACCCCCAUUUCAAUAAUCAUCAGCGGGACACCACACCCACCACACG
This is a messenger RNA of Aspergillus aculeatus ATCC 16872, 1606 nucleotides long. RefSeq names its product WD40 repeat domain-containing protein. The transcript is spliced from 5 exons. The coding region runs from base 218 to 1300 and encodes 360 amino acids. NCBI's taxonomy places the organism in Eukaryota, Fungi, Ascomycota, Eurotiomycetes, Eurotiales, Aspergillaceae. Gene Ontology annotation, molecular function: protein binding; RNA binding. Gene Ontology annotation, cellular component: catalytic step 2 spliceosome. The record is from RefSeq and is a predicted model, not a curated record.